AUGGAUGGAGUUAGAAGAUUUAUUGAACAAGCACGUAAUCACCUAGAUGCGGAUGGAAAAUGUCGUUGUCCUUGCAAAAAAUGUUUGAAUUGUUUUUUCCAUCAUAUAGACAUUGUUGAGCGUCAUAUUUUUGUUAGAGGUUUUAGCUUAAAUUAUAUAAACUGGAUUAAUCAUGGCGAGGAGGAAACCGAUACUACUCCCAAUGUACAAGAUGAAGACUAUGAUGCAGAAGGAGAAAAAAGUGACAAUGAUGACGACAAAGAUGAGAUGGUGGAUGCAUUAAAUGAUGCAUUUCUGCACGUCAAUCCAUGUUCAAUGGAUGAUGGUGCAGAAAUAAAUGAUAUUGGGGGCUGCGAAGAAGAGACACCUAAUUUAGAAGAUUUGUUCGCUGAAGCGGAGAGGGAGUUAUAUAAAGGAUGCACAAAGUUUUCCACAUUGACUUUUUUGGUGAAGUUACUUCAUAUAAAAGUAUUGAAUCAAUGGAGUAACAAGUCUUUUGAUAUGUUGUUGAAGUUACUUCGGGAGGCAUUUCCAGAAGGCUCGAGAAUUCCCAAGUCUUAUUAUGAGGCGAAGCGGAUGAUGCAGAAGCUUGGGUUGGGAUACAAGACCAUCCAUGUGUGCCCGAAGGAGUGUGUGUUGUAUUACAAAGAGUACAAAGAUUUGAAGGAAUAUCCGGUAUGUGGUCAUAAGAGGUAUAAAAAUUGUAAUGCAAAGGAGAAAAAAGUUCCCCAUAAAAAAAUGCACUACUUUCCUCUCAUUCCAAGAUUGCAGCAUUUAUUUAUGUCUCAACACACCGCUGAAUAUAUGAGGUGGCACAAGGAACAACGUUUUGAGACAGAAAGAGUCAUUCGACACCCUACUGAUGCGGAAGUGUGGAAGGAAUUUGACAAACAAUAUCCGGAUUUUGCAGAUGAACUGUGUAAUGUCAGAUUAGGUCUUGCUUCUGAUGGUUUCACGCCGUUUGGAGAUAUGACAAAUCCAUAUAGUAUGUGGCCAGUUUUACUGGUGUCUUACAACAUGCCCUCUUGGAGAUGUAUGAAGCAGGCACAUAUCAUGAUGUCGACAUUAAUUCUGGGACAGAAGGCACUGGGGAAAGACAUAGACAUUUAUUUGAGACCUCUAAUUGAUGAACUUAAAGAGUUAUGGGAGAACGGCGUUAGAACGUACGACAGUAAGAUUUGUUAUAUGGGACAUCGCCGUUAUUUAAGUCUGGAUCAUGCUUGGCGCUCCAACUUGAAUUUUGAUGGUUCUGUUGAAACAAGAAUGCCUCCCGAAUCAAAAACGGGCGAGGAACUAUUGUUAGAGCUAAGCAAGCUGUGGGUUCCUAUGCCGGGAAAGGAUGUAGCAGUUCAUGAAGCUGACAUGAAAAAAAUGUCAGAAGCUGGGUACUCAAACGAUAGUAAUUGGAAACGGAAAAGUAUCUUUUGGGAGCUCGAGUAUUGGUCGAAACUUAAGUUGCGUCAUAAUCUUGAUGUAAUGCAUAUAGAAAAAAAUAUAUGCGAUAACUUGGUGGGAACCGUGUUAGGAAUAGAUAGCAAGUCAAAGGACACCAAAAAAGCUCGCUUGGGCUUACAAGAGCUGAAUAUAAGAAAGGAGUUACACUUGGAUGGUAAGGGGAAAAAGCCUCCGGCAUGUUUUACAUUGUCUACUAUGGAGCGGAAAGCUUUUUGUCAAUUUUUGAAAUCAGUCAAAUUUCCCGAUGGAUAUGCAGCAAAUUUGACCCAAAAUGUCAACAUUAACGAUGUUGAGGCUUGUCAAGAGGAUGAAGAAGAUAACAAGCCUUAUCAAGAAGAGUUAUCAAAUGAGGUUAACAUUUCAUUUGACACCACAAAUGUUAAUGAAGCUCCCUUAAAUCAUAUGGAUAUUGGGCCACUCAAAAUUGAUGGUUUCACCAUUGAUAUUUGCAUCGAUCCCAAUGACGAAAUCGAUGAUGAAACAGAAGAGGAAAUUGAAACGGAAUUCAAUGGAGAAGCCGAUGAUGAAAUUGAUGGUGACACCGAGAAAAUUGAUUCCGCAACUGAUUAUAGUGAUUGA
Morus notabilis is the source of this 2034-nucleotide messenger RNA. RefSeq lists its product as uncharacterized. The transcript has 3 exons. The record is from RefSeq and is a predicted model, not a curated record. Bases 1 to 2034 code for a protein of 677 amino acids. NCBI's taxonomy places the organism in Eukaryota, Viridiplantae, Streptophyta, Magnoliopsida, Rosales, Moraceae.